Messenger RNA from Bacillus rossius redtenbacheri, 2968 nucleotides. RefSeq lists its product as uncharacterized. Lineage: Eukaryota; Metazoa; Arthropoda; Insecta; Phasmatodea; Bacillidae. Gene Ontology annotation, cellular component: nucleus; transcription regulator complex. The coding region runs from base 1273 to 2220 and encodes 315 amino acids. Gene Ontology annotation, molecular function: DNA binding. The record is from RefSeq and is a predicted model, not a curated record. The transcript has 2 exons. Gene Ontology annotation, biological process: regulation of transcription by RNA polymerase II.
GUUACCUUAAAUGGAAACUUCGCGUACCGCUCGGCCUAAUCUUUCAGCCGCUCACUUAAAACUGCGCUGCCUGCUACAAGCACCCAGGGACCUAUUCACCCCUCCUCACCCACCACUACCCUCCCCGUUCUCUUCAUACGACCGCGCGCCGAAUAAUGGCUUCCUUCUUUCACGACCGGUGUUCAGAUUUUUCGUCUUCUCUUCUCGGUUUCUCCGGUCUGCAGUGAUGUGUGUGUGUGUGUGCUUAUGCUGGUGUGUGUGGUUAACAGAGAGAGAGAGAGAGAGAAAGAAAGAAAGAGAGAAAGAGAGAAGCUCUAGCUAUUGUUUAUCCGUCCCAUGCCAACGCUGUUUUGCUUAGCCGCGUUACUUCAUCGCAUCCCUCGCAGUGUUGCCAAAAUAAGUGGUUUUUUUGAAGGAAUACAGAUAAGCGGUGGUAGGUUAAUUAAAUUAUCAUUCUUGUUUUAUAUUGAUCUGUAUUGCUUACUGCUACCCAGCCUAGACCAAGAGGUAAAAAAAAUGGCAACAGUGUUAAUAUGACACUUGUGAUUUACUCAAUUUAUUUCCUACGUCAAAAAAUAUACUUAAAGGAAAAAUAAACGAGCUAAACAAAGAGAUAAAUGACUGUACUGACUCAUAUUUAGUGACUAAGAAAAAUCCAUUUAAUUCCUUCAUUACUGUAUUAGUUUCAUCGAACAAGUUGAAUUGAAUUCAAUAACAUGCUGAAAGCAUAAUACAGGACUCGGAUCCACCACAGGCAAUGAAGUUUUCUUUGUAGAUGGAGUUCAGAGUUUUUGCGGUUACGUUAUCUAAAUAAUCCCUGUAAAAUAUUCUUUAUGACUAUUAUCUUUGAAAGAUUUGUGCAAUGGGAGUGCAUGACUUGAUGUAAGCUUUUGGACAUACGCCAUUGCUAAGCACAUGUAUGUCUGUAGAAGAAAACAACAAAAAAACAAAACACAAAAAACACAAAUUAAGCAAAAAUUGCUGUUGUCAACAGGAUAUAGGGCCCUGACACACGAGCGACCGAGUCGCGCGACUGAGACGCGCGACUCGGUCGCCGGGAAAUCGCUUGCCAUAAGAUAGCAUGGGCGUGGGUGAGAACCUGGCACACGGGCGACUGAGCGCGUCUCCAUCGCGCGUCUGUCGCCAGCAGACGCGAAUCCCCGCGACAGAUCGCGGCGACCAGUCGUGCGGGAGCCUUGCACACGGGCGACUUUUAGCCGCGCGUCCGAGCGACUGUCGGUCAGUAUCUGGUUGUAUGUGCUGGCGAGGAAGAUGGCGUUCGAUUGUGACCGUUUUAUAAUCGAAAUAGAAUCAAGGCCAGCUAUUUGGGAUUCCAGAUGUGAUGAGUAUGCUAACAAAUGCAAAAAGGGAAAGGCAUGGGAAGAGGUGUGCGAUAUGUUCGUUGAGAACUUCAAAGCCAUGGAUAGCGUCCAUAAAAAUAAAGCAGCUGCAGAUCUGCAACGGAAAUGGAAGAAUCUACGUGACUGUUUCAGAAGAGAACUGGCUAAACAGAGGAAUUGUAAAUCAGGUUCUGCAGCAGAUGGCAGGAAACAAUAUAUAUAUUUCCAGCAGUUAACUUUCCUAUUGCCAGUAUGCGACACCAAACCUACAACAGAAGAAUCUCCAGACUUGCACACGCAAGCCACACCCGCAGCAGCUACAUCUACGGCACCUACUUCUCUUAAAAGAAAAAAACCGUCACCAGAAACAGAAGAACUUGAGCUACUUCAGUCGCUUAGAAGAAAUAUGGAAAAACGACAUGCAGGUAGAGAAGAAGAAGACAGUGACAGGCAUUUCUUGUUGAGUCUUUUGCCGUACUUCAAACGUCUGCCAGACGAUAUGAAACUUGAAGUUCAAAGCGACUUUUUAAACACCUUAAGAAGGUACAAUCAGGUGUCAAUUUCUGGUCAUCGAUGUCCUUCUCAGACUUCUGUCUACCCUCAUUCUUCUCCAUCAGUGAUCACAGGCCCAUCAUUUGUUUCGCUUCCAUACCCUAGUAGUAAUACAAGUACCUCUGGAGUACGCAACCAACAAUUUACACCCACCAUCAGUCAGUCUUACAACUACGGGUCUCAUUCAACUUCAGAAACAUCGCAGUUAAUGAGUCAACCCCAGCAGCCGCUGCAAUGCCACGCCUUAUCACCAAUGUCACCAGCAGCUUCCUCAUCAGUAUCUCUCCAGUCUGAUACGUCAAGUAUUUGUGAAGACUAUUUUAACUGAUACCUAAUAAAUUAUAAGACAUGUGACCUUCAUGGAAAGAGCAGUUUCAGUGAAUAACAAAUAAAUAUGUUAUCUAACAAUUUUCUUCUAAAUUUAUGAAAGAAUUUAUUUUCGUGUGCAAAACGAUAAACAUUUAUGUGUUGGAUCUUUGAGACAAUAUCGUGUCACGUAAUAAUAAAUGUUACUUAUUUGGGGUAUGUUCAGAAAAUGUUUUUUUUUAAUAAUAUGAUAAUAAAUGCUUCAACUAUACCCUUAAAAUACAUGUAACUGUCUAAUUAAAUUAUAAUUUCAGCCGUAGCCAAACACAUUUCACUCCUGUGUUCCUUGUACAACUAUGAAAUGAACUAUUUGUCUGCUUAUACAAGUGUACCCACCUUAAUGUAAUUGCAAGUCUCUCUUCAGCAGGGAUACUUCUUCUCAUACUUGUGUCAACUUUUUCAAUGUGAAUUUUCAGUACAUCCAGAAGAUCCGAGAAAGUACUCCGAGACAUUCUGAAAUAGUUAAAAUAUUUCGAAUUGUCUUCUUUUAGCUCACUCAUAAUCGUAUAAAACUGGCCCCUUGCUAAGCGGUCUGCAGUUAUUGGGUGCAUCCAUAGUACACGUUGCCUGCGACGACGCCGGCGCCGACGGCAACGACGCCUUAGGACAAUGCCAAGAACUGUUUCUUCGUCGGUGUCCAUAUUCACAGUGAAGAGUGUGUCGCGUGAACCUGGCACACGAGCGUCUCGGUCGCGCGGCUGAGUCGCUCU